Messenger RNA from Penicillium concentricum, 240 nucleotides. RefSeq lists its product as uncharacterized. The transcript is spliced from 2 exons. Bases 1 to 240 code for a protein of 79 amino acids. Lineage: Eukaryota; Fungi; Ascomycota; Eurotiomycetes; Eurotiales; Aspergillaceae. The record is from RefSeq and is a predicted model, not a curated record.
AUGUAUGAACAGACUUUGAGUGAUAUCCCUGCAGAAGAGCCUACACCUGUUUCCUUCUUCCUCGCACGGACUGCCACGGAGGAUAUGACCCAAAUGAAUGACCACACGCGAGAGAUGGGCAACAGGCAAUUGGAUCUCGGCAUGCAUCCGCUGCGACCCGACGAGAUCUCCAAGAUACGCACAUUUGCACAACCAUUUGAUAACAGAAGACCUGAUAGUGGAGAGUUCAUCCAAGUGUAG